UCUUUUUGUGAGAUGCUUAUGGCUGAAAGACUACAAAAACACAGAUUUCAAAACACUUUCCUUCCACCCUCUUCUUCUGAUUUCCUGUGGAAAAAAAUGCACGGGCUCUUCUUUGUCCUGGUGACAUGCACAGUAGGUGCCACUGCUUUCAGACUCCAGCAAGUAAAAAACACAGAAAACUGCCCAGAUCACACCGUGUAUUUCAAACACUACUAUGAACUGCAUGGAGAACCUGUGGUUCUGAAAUGCCCUUCCCCCAGUUACAAACAUUUGGAUUUCUCUGCCUUGACCCCUAAUAUCACAUGGUAUAAAAAUGGUUCAAACACCAUGAUAUCAGGAAGAGAUGAAGAAUCAAGAAUCUGGGCUAAAGGAAAUGCACUCUGGUUUUUACCAGUGAUGCUAGAAGACUCAGGAGUAUAUAUCUGCACAAGAAGGAACUCCUCCUACUGUGCCGAGGUCUCCAUCCACCUCACAGUUGUGGAGAAAACAUCUGCUCGGGACAUUGCCUAUCACCAGGUCCUCUUCACUUUCACCUCUGGAAAGAUUGUCUGUCCUGACCUGUGGGAUUUUACACCAAAUAGGACAAGCCUGGAGCUCAAGUGGUACAAGGAUGCUCAGCCUUUGGAUGAGGACAAUGAAAGAUUCAUCAUUCUGAAAGGUUCAGCGUCUCUGAUCAUGACAUCUGUGCUACCAACAGAUGCAGGGUAUUACACCUGCAAGAUGUCAUUUCCAUUUGAAGGUGUGGCGUAUGAAAUCACCAGGACAAUUCAAUUGGAGACUGUUGAACAAGAGAAGAGAAUUACCCCGAUAAUUGUGUAUCCAGCCCAAAAGACAACAUCAGCUGCUCUUGGCUCCAAGAUGACUCUCCCGUGCAAAGUGUUUGUUGGGCUGAGCAGCCAUUUCCAAACUGAUGUGGAGUGGCUGGCAAAUGACACCAGCGUUGAUGUGGUUUAUAAACAAAGCAGAGUUACAGAGGGGGAACGACAAGAAAUUGUAGAAAAUGGUGAAAACUUCAUUGAAGUACCACUGAUUUUUGAUUCUGUUGAAGAAGUGGACUUUUACACAGACUUUACCUGUCUGGCCCAGAAUGGAUACGGAUACCAAGAACUGCCAACAAGGGUCAAGCAGGAAGCGGUUGGUCUGUCCUGGUACAUUGCAAUGAUUCCUGUUGUGCUGGCCUGUUUGAUCGUGGGAGGGAUAUGCAUGCACAAAUGCUGGAAGAGUAGAGCUGAUAAAGGAUAUACAAUACCAAAGGUUUAAAGUCCAACUGCCAACAGAACAAAAACUCACCCUGGCCAUUUUUCACAUCAGACACAGCAAGCAUUUCAGACCUGAUAUACUGCAUUCCCAACAGACAAUAACAACAGCUCUUUCCCACUUUUCCCAGUCUUCUAUGAUCUGAUGAAGUUAAGAAUAUAAGUUUGCAUUUUUAAGCUGGUUCGAUGCAGGAAAUCUGGUUCUAUUAUUUUGUAACUAGGGUGCAAUCUGUAGAAUUUUGGAACACAAAAUCAUGCUCUGGAUAUGGGAAGGGUAGGGAAAGGGAGGUGCUCUCACCUUUUGUAAUUCCAACACUUGUACUGUUUUUUUCUAAAAAAGGAAAAGAAACCCCUAAAAUCUAAAAAGGGAAGCUAAGGAAGCUUGCUACAGAAGGACCAUUUGACACUAGAGGGAAAAAGCAAUUUUUCUAUGCAACCAGACUAAAUUUGUAUUACUUGAGUCUAAAAAGAGCCAUUUGUUUUCCUUUUUCAGAGCCAAAUGCAGUUGUCAUGGCAACUGUAUAUCUAUGAACUUCUCCACAGAAAAACUAAAUUUGUUCACCAUUUGGAUUACACUUUGCUUAAAUAGACUGUCUCAGAAUAUCCCUCCCCCAGAGAUAACUCCAUGGGUAUAAAAGAAAACUGUACACAGAAGAAUUCAGUUCUGUUUUAUCUACCAAUAUGUUGUAGCUAGAGAUUUAUAAGCAGCUGUAACGUGUUGUCAUCUUUGCCAAGGAAAGAAUUGGAGGAUGUUUAAGUGUUUUGAGAGUGAUUUCACUAAUAAAAGUUUUAUUCCUGUAAGUGACUGGAUUGCCAGUAAUAAUGAACAGUCUCACACUUUUGUUCCUCCAGCCCUUUUGUGACCAGUCUGGUAUAGAUUCAGAUUGUGUCCCUUAAAUUGCAGUAUGCAAAUUGGUUACACAGGAUGCAAAACACUGCCUGUUAGGUUAACCUAGCUGCAUUCUAGUCUUGAUAUAAAUAAUAAGCAAUGUACACAGAGUUGUAUGUAAUCAGUUGUAAUCAGUUGACCAUGUUGUACUUUGAGGGUCAGAAUGAGUAAAAUUAUUUGGUUACUUCCUCUCUUCCUCUUCAAAGAGAUACCACUCAUGACAGCUGAGAAAUCAUUACAUGAUAUAUAAUGUGUAUUAUCUUCAUCUGUAUAGGAGGGAAGAGAACCUGCAUUAAGGCCUAGAUUAGUACAGAUCCACAACUGUACCAACACCUCUACCAAUACCAAAAUAAUACCAACACCUUUCACAGGCACCAAAGAUAAAGCUUUUUGUUCACACAAAUCAUCCCAGAUGAUUUUCAAAC
Messenger RNA from Onychostruthus taczanowskii (white-rumped snowfinch), 2570 nucleotides. It is a transcript of the gene IL1R2, whose product is annotated as interleukin 1 receptor type 2. Gene Ontology annotation, molecular function: interleukin-1, type II, blocking receptor activity; interleukin-1 binding. NCBI's taxonomy places the organism in Eukaryota, Metazoa, Chordata, Aves, Passeriformes, Passeridae. The transcript is spliced from 9 exons. The coding region runs from base 13 to 1260 and encodes 415 amino acids. The record is from RefSeq and is a predicted model, not a curated record.